Molecule: messenger RNA, 2712 nt
Organism: Strongylocentrotus purpuratus (purple sea urchin)
Lineage: Eukaryota; Metazoa; Echinodermata; Echinoidea; Camarodonta; Strongylocentrotidae
Product: organic cation transporter protein
Exons: 11
Coding region: 195-1901 (568 amino acids)
Biological process (GO): transmembrane transport
Cellular component (GO): membrane
Molecular function (GO): transmembrane transporter activity
Source: RefSeq, a predicted model, not a curated record
AGUAACACAAUAGAGAAACUUCCCGUGCUUGGUCAUAUUUAUUUCGCCAAUAACUUCGUACAUACUUAGGCCUACAAUUCUCUGUUACCAGUUUCAGUGAACUUUAUAUACCGGGCUCUCCUUUGAAAUUAAAAGUCUACCUUGAAGACCAAUUUGCGUUUUGUUUUUUACUAAAUUAAACCCCAUCGUCAAUCAUGAUCAGACUGGAUGAUAUUUUGGUGCAGAUCGGCGAGUUCGGGCCUUAUCAGAAGAGGGUUUUUGCGAUUGUCUGUAUGAUUUAUUUUACCGCUUCAUGGCAGUCGAUGGUCGCCGUUUUCAUGGCGGCAUCAGUGGACCACUGGUGUGCGGUGCCGCAAUGGGACAAUUUCAACUGCAGCGCGGCCGGUCUCAGCGAACAAACAUGCAUGCUCGCCAUGAAGAACGCAAGCAUCCCUGCCAACUACACGAACGACCACCAACUCGUCUAUGAGCAAUGCGUGAAAUACAACGUUUCUGGGGAGGCUUUCAGUCCGGAAAUCGACCCGGUCCACGACCCCGGCUUGCCGACAUCACAAGUCAUUGAAUGCGACAGCGGAUGGGUGUACGACAAAAGUCAAUACAAAUCGUCCAUAAUCACAGAUUUUGACCUGGUAUGUGGAAUGGAAGAUCAGACUCAAAUACCCCAGUCAGCUUACUACGGCGGUUACCUAGCUGGCUCAAUAAUCAACGGAACAUUGGCAGAUAUGGUUGGACGAUGGUGGAUACUAAUGGCAAUGAUGUUUGUCCGGCUUAUCGCGGGGACAGCUAUAGCAUUCUCAUCCAACUUCUGGGUCUUCACUUUCCUGCGGUUCUUUCAGGGAUACGCUGCUAUCUCUAUCUACAUCAUUGCCUUCAUUGUAGGAAUUGAGUUCGUCGGGCCAUCGAAACGUAACAUCACCGGUAUUAUCUUAUCGAUCCCUUAUGCUCUCGGCUACAUGUGCCUCGCGGGCAUUGCCUACUUCGUACCAUACUGGAGGACUUUAGAACUGAUUUGCGUCUCCCCGGCACUUAUCUACAUUGGCUUGAUGUUCUUUCUUCCUGAGUCGGUGCGCUGGCAAAUAUCGAUGGGAAAGUAUGACAAGGCGGAGAAGACUCUAGUGAAGAUUGCCAACUCUAACAACAAGCCCCUUUCAAGUCCAUUCUUCAGCAGUGAUUUCAGGAAAGAACAAGAGGCCGCACCGAAGGAGAAACGAGCUACAGGAAUAGAUCUAUUCCGCCUGCCUCGAAUGAGACUAACUACCAUCAUUCUUAUCUUUAACUGGAUGGUGAAUGCCAUGGUGUACCACGGACUAUCAAUAAACACCUCCAACCUCGGUGUCAACGACUACGUCGCCUUCGCAGUGUCAGGAGCCGUCGAGAUCCCCGCUUUCCUUCUCGCUGUGGUCGCCGUAGAGAUCAAGUUUAUUGGACGAAAGAUUAGUCUCAGUGCGUGCAUGUUGGUCGGCGGUGUCGCUUGCCUCUUUACAACUUUCAUACCACCCGGAGCAGCACUCACAUCAGUUGCAAUGAUUGGUAAAUUUGGAAUUUCGGCAUCUUUCACCAUCCUGUAUUUGUACACCGCUGAGCUGUACCCAACCAAAAUCAGGAGCGUGGCCAUGGGAACCUGCUCGAUGUUUGCACGUAUCUCCGGCAUCAUGGCGCCCCUUAUACUCACACUGGCCAAUAUUUGGAGUCCACUACCCCUCGUCAUCUACGGGUCCGUCACAGUGAUCGCUGGCCUCCUGACUCUCUUCCUCCCCGAAACGUUAGGCCAGAAGCUCCCCGAGACGAUCGAAGAAGGCGAAAAUUAUGGAAUGGAAUCUGACGAGAAGAACACCCUUUCCGGUAAAAAUGGCGUCUACAUUCGCUGCCAGGACGAUGAAGAGGUCACCAUCAUAGAUUAAGUUAAUCCUUCAUUUAAUUGUCAAGAUGAGAAUGACCUCGGCAAAUGGGAGAGUGACGUGCGAGACGAUCUACCGGAAUAACCCUAGAAAAGUACUUUCGCCAAAAAGCGUUGUACAAAACGAUAAAUCGGAAUGACGAAGUACUGUUAACACGAUAACAAACACGUUCGAGAAAUAAACGUAAGGGGAAUGUCAAUAUCAUAUUGUGCAUCCAACGUAUAUCAUGUUUUGGGUGAUGUGAUACGUUAUUGUCACGCUGGCUGCGAUGUUUACACAUUUUGAAUAAAUGACGGAGAAGCUUAUCGAAAUUGCACAUAAACAAUUGUAUUAGAUGUAUUUUUCGAAAGUCUUUGCGAUUGUCUGUGUCCAAUGAUACGUUUUACGUUGUUGUUAGUUAGGGUACAGUAUCUUUGUUUGAAUUUUCAGAUUCAAUUCCCUCACAAUCUCUAACUAGAGUUGUUAACCUCUCGAUGAAAAUCAGUUUCUUUCCCCACAGUAGAAUUAUACUUAUAUACGAAUUUUUAAUUGGAUAAUUUCCAUUGACUGAAACAAAACAUGGAAGGCUGAAGCAAUGCUAAACACAGCGAUUAACAGUGUGGAAAUACUCUUCAGAUCAUAGAUUUCAUGUCCUUUUCCCCGAAAAAAAAUUGUGAAUUAAAGUUUACUCUCAUAGAAUCCAAAAAAAGAUGGCAUAAUUGCCACAGUACGAGAACCAAUCGACCGACCACCUUGUUGACAAGGGGAAAACGUAUUAUCUAUCUCUCUAUCUCUCCCUCUCACUCCUCUGUCUCUCUCUCUCUCUCUCUCUCAC